Molecule: messenger RNA, 802 nt
Organism: Chilo suppressalis (striped riceborer)
Lineage: Eukaryota; Metazoa; Arthropoda; Insecta; Lepidoptera; Crambidae
Source: the annotation of a GenBank genome assembly
AGAAAUUCACGGCCGUAAAACUUAAAAAAAAAGUACAAAAAUGUCUGAUUCGGAAGACGAUAUUUCAGAGAUAAAUAAUUUUAAAGAAAUCCAAGCGGAAAUUGAAAAAUGCAAGAGGAACCCGGAAACAUCUGGCAUGUUUGUUUCAGGGUGGGAUGACGCUGAUCAAGAUGUAGAUGUUGUAAAGAAUCCAAAAGCAAACCCUGUUGAUCAUGUGCUUUGGGCUGCUGAAAAUGGUGAAGUAGACACUCUGAAAGACUUAUUAACUAAUCAACCUGGCCUUGUACAUGCUCGAGAUUCAGAUGGCUACACACCACUUCACCGUGCUGCCUAUGGAAACCACACCUCUACAAUUUCUAUGUUGUUAAGUCUAGGUGCAAACAUUCAUUCCAAAACUGAACUUGGAUGGACACCUUUACAUUCUGCUUGUAACUGGAAUAAUUACAAGGCUGCUGCAAGACUAUUGGCUGCAGGGGCUGAUCCAAAUGCAGUUUCAGAUGGAGAACAGACACCGAUGCAUUUGGCUGCUGCUAUUAGCCAUUGUAAAUCGACUUUACUCAUUUUACUGUUUCGGGAAGACACAAUGGAAAUUGCAGACAAACCUAACAAUUCAGACGAGAAUCCAAAAGAACUCGCCCUGGGUCAUGGAAUAUAUGGACCGAUAUUUGAGAUGGGAAGAAUGCAAACGCUCCAUUUGUCGCACUGCGCGGUUACCUGGUUGGACAGCGGCCCACCGUUGUGCAAACUGAUAGCACAAAUGAGCUGCGGCUACUUGAUCUGCCCCACGAGCACAGCCUUGUAG